This is a messenger RNA of Acyrthosiphon pisum (pea aphid), 2656 nucleotides long. RefSeq lists its product as uncharacterized. The record is from RefSeq and is a predicted model, not a curated record. The coding region runs from base 140 to 2641 and encodes 833 amino acids. Lineage: Eukaryota; Metazoa; Arthropoda; Insecta; Hemiptera; Aphididae. The transcript is spliced from 47 exons.
UUUUAUUCAAGAACUCAAUAUAUUAUUUCUGAUAAUAAACUGUUAAUGAAAUACAAUAAGGAGUUGUACAAUACAUUCGUAGCAAUUUCUCCAAAUUGUCUUAUUGAUCACCCGACGUACUGUAAAAAAUUAAAGAAGGAUGAAGAACCGCUGGAUCAAGACGAGUUCUUUGCAUUUAAGCAAUGUUUACCUAAGCUACAAGAUACUUUUUUGGAACAUAAUAAAAAAAAUUACACUAAUGGGUUUGGCCGAAAUUAAAGAUGAACCUUUCAACAAAUUGAAAAUAUUUUAUCCACGGAUCUAUCACAUUUCAUAUGACAAUUAUAUCUUAAACAUAGAGCUAAAAUAUGGCAAAGAAGCAGAUGACUCUCGAAAUAUUAUAGAUGCUCUGAAGCUGUCUAGCAAUGAAUUCGCUGAGUACAAAAACAAGUUCCCAAAACUAUUUGAGUUUUCUUAUGUAACUUAUCGGAAACGGAUGGAAAAUAAAGAUAUGUUCACAAAGGAGGAAUUUAUGGCAAUUAGAAAAGCCAACUUUCCACUGCCAGAUGAAAACUACGAACAACAUAAAUCAAAAAUGGAUUCUCUUGAUAUAGACCCCAUCCCAUAUGAUGUAUUUUGUUUUUUGAAAGGACUUUAUCCCGAUUUGUUUGAACUAAGGUAUUCAUAUAGGCUUACAAAAGUAUACAGAGAAAUUCAACGCGUCAACUAUCUAGAUGAUAAAUUCAAAUUAUAUGAGGACUACGAAAUAGUUUCAGAAAUUAUUAAAAGAUCUAACCCGUAUCUAGAACUAGAAGAAAAAGUUGAAAAUUUAUUGAAACAUAUGAUGAAUGGUCAAGAAUUUAACCAGCUAACAAAAUAUUUUCCAAAGGUUUUUAGACCAUAUUCUGAUUUUGUUUAUCUGUGGAAUAUUCGAGAAAAACCAAAUGAAGAGUCAGAUGUUAUGGAUGAAGAAAUGUUUAAUUCAUUCAAAAAAGCUUAUUUUGUAUCAAUAAACGAAACCUAUAUGGAGUAUAAGACAAGAAUGGAAUCUCUAGAACUAACCGCUGUUCCCAGUAAAUUUCUCCGUUACUUCAAAUCAAUUUAUCCAGAUCUAAUUAACACACAUCAAUAUUACUUUGCAAAAACUGAAUUAUACAAAGCUGUUGAACUAAGAUAUAUUCAAAGCCAUCUGACAAAGGAAAUAGAGCAAAUAGGCUACUCUCCUUUAUCCAGCAACGACUAUUCUAAUUUUCAAAAAUAUUUUCCAAGAAUAUUUGAUUCUCAUACAAAUUACUUAAAAGUUACUAUUGAGGAAAACGAACGUAACAAAAAUGAAGGUGUAGAUGGAGAUCUGAUGCCAAUCAUUUUCAACCACGACGAAUUUGACUCAAUUAAAACUGCUUAUUAUCCAAGACUAUCUGAAAAUUAUGAUAGCUAUAAAGCAAGAAUGAUAAGCUUAGGUUUAUGGGUUUUGGAAAACAAUGCAUUUAGGAGUUUUAAAGCCGUUUAUCCUAAUCCUACGACAUCUGAAGCUUAUGCUGAAUACAGAACGGUCUUCGAAAUGAUAGAUAACAACAAAGGUACACCUAUAAUUGGAAUACGACACAUUAUGACUGAAGAGGAGUUUGGUAUAGACUUAAUCCAAGAUUUUCCGAAACUAUUUGAAAGUUGGGAAGAAUUUAUUGAAAGGAGAAUAAUUUCGGAUUCAAAAUACAAAAUGAAAAGUUUAUUCAAGGAUGAUGGCAUUUUUUCUAAAAACUUAUUCAAUGAUAUGAGAAUUGUUUACCAUCCAAAAUUGGGACAAGAUUUCAUAUCAUUUUUAACAAUUAAUAGUUCUUUGGGACUUCCUGAUAAUGCUUCACGUUGGACGAGUUACUUUAAAAAAAUAAUAAAAUUGUAUCCAAUGUUUUUUGAAAGUUUUGACAAUUAUGAAGUCCGCCUUAAAGGAAAGCCAUUAGAGUGUCUAAAAUUGAAUGAAAAAAUGUUCUAUACAUUCUUUGAAAUAUUUCCAUUCCCAUAUGAAUCGUAUGCACAGUACAAGAUAAGGAAUGCUGGUGCAACAUAUAAGUUAAGCGAAGAAGAAUUCUCAUAUUAUCGACAAGUUUUUCCACUUAUAUCUGAAACAUACAAUAAAUACAAAAAGCGAUUAGAAAUUGAAAUUUGUAUUGAAUUCGUGAAUGAAGAUUUGUUUGUGCUUUUCAAGUCAUUGUUUCCACAAAUAGAUGAAUAUUACGAAACUUAUAAAAGUCGCGUCGACGUUAGUUUGAUGAAAAGUGACGAAAAAACAAAGAAAAAGCUGGCAUUCUUAGUCAAGUACAUGAAAUUUCAUGCAUUGAAAUAUUGGUCAUUGAAUUAUACAGACACUUAUGCAAAAACAACCGACAAAUCUGGAGCCACAAAUAUCGAAACAAAUGGAGCUAUGACCUACGAAGAAUUUCAAGCGUUCAAAUUCAGUUUACCAAUACCAAAUGAACUCCGUGAAGAUUAUAUAUUCAGAAUAAAUGAACUUGUGUCUUCAAGAAAAUGUGAUGACACUCCCAAACAAGUUAAACCUGAAAUAUUACCUUUAGAGCUUUUUCAAGAUUUACUAAAUUGUGAGUUAUGUUUAUUUAUUUAUUUAUUUAUUACAAAUAUACGGGUUACCCCUUCAACAUUAAGCUAACAGUAGGUACCUACC